Pogoniulus pusillus (Red-fronted tinkerbird) is the source of this 3591-nucleotide messenger RNA. It is a transcript of the gene N4BP1, whose product is annotated as NEDD4 binding protein 1. Bases 264 to 3044 code for a protein of 926 amino acids. Gene Ontology annotation, cellular component: PML body; nucleus. Gene Ontology annotation, biological process: negative regulation of protein ubiquitination; negative regulation of proteasomal ubiquitin-dependent protein catabolic process. The record is from RefSeq and is a predicted model, not a curated record. Lineage: Eukaryota; Metazoa; Chordata; Aves; Piciformes; Lybiidae. The transcript has 7 exons.
CUGCUCUCACUGAAGAUGGCCUCGUAGGGGCUGAGAACGCUCUCCGCCUCCCGGCGUGAGAUGGUGUCGCCGCCGUCGCGCGCUGAUGACGGUGGGGCUGCGGGGAGCGCUCCCCGCUUCCGGGCUCAGGCCGCGGUGCCGUCGCCGUCGGGCGCUGAUGACGUUGGCGGGCGGUGUGGAGGGAGCUCGGGGAUUCCCCGUGUUGUUGUCCCGGGGCCCGGCGGGAUGGGAGCCCGCAGCGCAGGGCGGCGCGGCCGGUGCUGAUGGCGGCUUGCUCGGCAGCCCGCGGCUCCGAGCCGGCGGUGGAUGAGUUCACCGUUCCUGCGGAGAAGAGCCGUCUCCUGGAGCGGAGCCGGGGCCGCAUCGAGAGCUUGUUCAAGGUGCGCCUGGCCGUUCUGGGGGCGCAGGGGGACUGGCGGCCUGCGAUCGCGCCGCCCGCCCCCGCCAGGAUCUGGGUGCAGCUGAAGGGCAGUGGGAAGGCCGUGCGCAGCGCCAAGGAGUAUGUUAAGGGACUCUGUGAACCUGAACUAGAAGAAAAGGAGUACUACCCAAAGGACAUGCACUGCAUCUUUGUUGGGGCACAGAGCCUGUUUCUCAACAGUCUUAUUCAGGAUACCUGUGCUGAUAUAGCAGUGUUGGAAAUAGGGUUGCUCAGUAUUAAGGGGGGUGCAGAAGCUGUUGUUAUGGCUCAAAGUCACAUUCAGCAGUUUGUGAAGCUUUUUGAGAAUAAUGAAAGCUUAUUAAAUGACAAUGAGUCAGAGAUUAAAAGGCAUUUCAGACAAUUUGUGGAAGCACAUGCAGAUAAAUUUACAAUGGAUUUACUGAUUUUGCCUAGCUCGCUAAAAAGAGAGCUCCUAGCUCUCACAGAAACUGAAUGUUAUGAAGUGGACAGCGAUAUCAUAGAUCUUACAGGUUCUGAAAGCCCAAAAGAGCUUUUGCAAAAUAAAGCCUCCAACGUAAUCACUACAAAUAGAGAUGGAAAACCAGAUGGCGAGGAAGGGAGAAACAAUGCUGGGACACCUGUAACUGAGCUUACAAAGCAAAUGGACACUGUGUUUUCUGAUGCUUCUGAAACAAGUUUUGUUCCCAUAAAUUUGCCUGUGGUAGAGGCAGUGGUGUCCAAAGAAAGGCAAUCUUAUAAAAGAAGGUCUUCUGAUGAUGAGGAAAGGCUCCCUAAAAAGCAUUUUUCUUUGGAAAAUAACCAGAAAGUGAAAUCUACUUCAUGUAGUAAUCCUUCAAACAGUGAUGCAGUUACUGAUGUGCUUUUGGAUCAGUGCAAUGAUUCAGGCGAUGCCAAUUACUGCCUUAAAGAAGGUGAUGAUAUCAGUGAGGAAAUGGAAUAUAAGAUUCUUGUGAACUUUUUCAGAACAAUGGGAUAUUCACAAAGUAUUGUAGAAAAAGUUAUUGGUACCCUAGGACAAUCUGUGGAACCAUUAAUAUUGCUAGAAGAAAUUGAAAAGGAACAUGUAAAAUUUCAGAAAGAACACGAACAGUCGUCUCAAAAGCCUGGAACUAUCAAUCUUCCUUUAGGCAGUAGUGCGAAUAAUUCACAAACACCAGGGGACAAAGGUAUUUCUAGACAUAAAAGUCCACUUAAAUCCAGUCAUACUUCCAAAGAGGCAAAGAAUGAGUGUGACAAAAUAAGAGAUUCACCAAGCGUGCAAGCUCAUGCAGAAGAUAAAAUGCCUAUGUUGAUAUGCAAAUCUGUAUCUUCUUUCAGCAAAAAAUCACCUAUAUGCUGUAAACAAAAAGACUUCAAUUGCCCUGGUAAGAAUCAGAGUACAGGGUCAGGUGAUGCAGAAACUGAUGAUGACAUAACUAUUGUUGCUGUACAAGAUGGAGCUCUAAAAGACAUUGACUUUGUAGCCAGAGGGAGCUCAGAUGUGCGUAUCUCAACUAAUACUAAAGCUGUAGUUCAGCACAAACCCACAGGGCCCUCAACUGUAAGGAACAGUUAUUCUGAUUUCGAGGACCAACUAGGCCACUGCAGCUCUGCCCAAGUGAGAUCGCUCAACCAACGUCUUUCCCAAACCUCAAAUACUGAAAAACCUGUCCCAGACCAGAUAGUCUCUUCCAAGACAUGUCCCUCAAAUCCUGAUAGCAGGAGCACUGGAACACACAAAAGUCAUCAUGACCCUUCCGUUACUGGAGUUCAAAGAUUUUUGGAUUCUCUGAAAAAGCCAUACAGGCUGGAGUUGAAAAAUGAACCUGGAAAUCCACAUUUAAAACACAUCAUUAUUGACGGCAGCAAUGUUGCAAUUUCUCAUGGCCUACGGAAAUUCUUCUCCUGUCGAGGAAUUGCAAUAGCUGUUGACUACUUUUGGAAACGUGGUCACAGAAAUAUUACUGUAUUUGUUCCACAGUGGAGAACAAGACGUGAUCCUUACAUUACAGAGCAGGAUUUCCUGACAGAGCUCCAAGAUGUUGGAAUACUGUCUCUAACUCCUGCAAGAAUGGUAUUAGGAGCUAGAAUUGCUGCUCAUGAUGACAGGUUUUUAUUACAUCUUGCUGAUAAAACUGGAGGUGUUAUUGUGACUAAUGAUAACUUCAGGGAAUUUGUGACAGAAUCACCUGCCUGGAGAGAAAUUAUUCAAAAAAGAUUGCUCCAAUACACUUUUGCUGGUGACAUAUUUAUGGUUCCUGAUGAUCCCUUGGGAAGAAAUGGACCUAGAUUAAAUGACUUUCUUCGAAAUGAAGGCUGUUAUAGAGGUUUCCAGUCAGCAUACAAUGCUUAUCGUAGCAGUGGAGAGUAUUCUUCUGAGACACCUUUCUUUGAACCAGGCCCCUAUCCCACCAGUAGCAGUCGACAGCCUCAAAACAGAGUACAUGGUGAUCAUACAUCAACAUGGCUUCCACUGGAAACAAACACAAACUCUUGUCUAGCAGAUCCACCACCGAGAUCUGCCUCAGAAACAGUACAGCUAAGAGAAGCCUUGAUAAAAAUUUUUCCUGACUAUGAGCAAAGACAGAAGAUUGAUCAAAUAUUAGCUGAUCAUCCAUUCAUGAGAGAUCUUAAUGCACUAUCUGCCAUGGUGCUUGACUGAAUAUUAUACAGCAUUUUUAUAUUACCACUGAUCAGACUAACGUUGAAUAUCAAUGUGAAGAAAACUUUGUUCUGCAUUAUUUUGUGAAUAUUCAGAACUUAAUUUUAUUUGUAUAAACAAAGAUAUUUUCCCUGUAUGUUCUGUUGCUAAUAGAUGCCAGGUUUUGGUAGAUUAAAAUCUGCUGCUACUACUGAUUUGUAGUAAGAUUCUUCUAUGAAAAAAAAAACAAACAAGCAAACCACAAAUAUUUUGCUUCACUUAAAUUGAAGUAGCAAUUCUAAAGAAUUGUUAGCAAUUUAAACAGCAUGCUAGCACUUUUUAAAAAGUCCUUUCCUCUUAAAAGUGACUCGGCUUCAGAUGUAUUUUACAGACACACCUGUAACAUACUGUAACAUCAGCCAUGAACCUGUGAGCUAUCUAUUGUUGGUGUUUUUUUAUCUGGAGUAUAAAUAUUCUUAGGAAGCCUAUGUUCUACUGGUCCCUCUUUCACCUACAGACUGCAAAAUAUUUCUCCAUGGAAAUAAAACAGACUCUUUUAAGAUUUUCA